This is a messenger RNA of Nymphaea colorata (pocket water lily), 1416 nucleotides long. RefSeq names its product fructose-bisphosphate aldolase 1, chloroplastic-like. The coding region runs from base 121 to 1296 and encodes 391 amino acids. NCBI's taxonomy places the organism in Eukaryota, Viridiplantae, Streptophyta, Magnoliopsida, Nymphaeales, Nymphaeaceae. Gene Ontology annotation, molecular function: fructose-bisphosphate aldolase activity. Gene Ontology annotation, cellular component: cytosol. The transcript is spliced from 6 exons. Gene Ontology annotation, biological process: fructose 1,6-bisphosphate metabolic process; glycolytic process. The record is from RefSeq and is a predicted model, not a curated record.
CGUCUUCCCGGGAAAGAAUAUAAAUAAGGUGCAGAACUCUCCGACUCCCACCGCAGCAGGAGAGAGAGAGAGACGGGGGGGAAGAGAGGAAGGUUUGGCUUAACGGUUGGUUCAGCGUAAAUGGCAGCGGCAUCUUCUUUGGUGAAGCUCGACGCGUCGUCGUCGCAAUGGUUGGGCGUGAGGCCCAUCCAUCGUCAGUCAUUCCGAUCCCCCCGACGGGUCUGCGCCUGUAUCAGGGCCGCCGGCUCCUACACCGACGAGCUCGUCAAUACCGCGAGUACCAUUGCGUCAUCUGGACGUGGUAUUCUUGCCAUAGAUGAGUCUAACGCAACUUGUGGAAAACGACUUGCUUCAAUCGGUCUGGAGAAUACUGAAGCCAACAGACGGGCUUAUAGGCAGCUUCUGCUUACCACUCCCGGACUUGGUGAAUAUAUUUCUGGCGUCAUUCUUUUUGAGGAGACUCUGCACCAGUCUACCACGGAUGGCAAAAAGUUUGUGGAUUGCUUGCGUGACCAGAAAAUUGUGCCAGGAAUUAAAGUCGACAAGGGUUUGGUUCCUCUGCCAGGGUCCAACAAUGAAUCUUGGUGCCAAGGCUUAGAUGGUUUGGCUUCAAGAUCUGCUGAGUAUUACAAACAGGGAGCUCGUUUUGCAAAAUGGCGAACUGUAGUCAGCAUUCCAUGCGGCCCAUCCGCCUUGGCUGUUAAGGAAGCUGCAUGGGGACUUGCACGCUAUGCUGCUAUUUCUCAGGACAAUGGUCUUGUGCCAAUUGUGGAACCUGAGAUUCUUCUUGAUGGAGAUCAUUCUAUUGACAGAACUCUUGAAGUGGCAGAGCGGGUCUGGAGUGAUGUUGUCUAUUACCUGGCAGAUAACAACGUCUUGUUCGAAGGAAUACUGUUGAAGCCCAGCAUGGUAACUCCCGGUGCCGAACACAAGGAGAAGGCAUCUCCAGAAACGAUCGCCAAAUACACACUGAUGAUGUUGAACAGGAGAAUACCACCGGCUGUUCCUGGAAUCAUGUUCUUGUCUGGAGGUCAAUCAGAGGUGGAGGCAACGCGUAAUUUGAACGCCAUGAAUCGGUCGCACAAUGCAUGGCAUGUUUCGUUCUCCUAUGCACGCGCUCUGCAAAAUUCGGUGUUGAAGACAUGGCAGGGCCGGCCGGAAAACGUGGAGGCAGCGCAGAAGGCUCUCCUGGUGCGGGCCAGGGCCAACUCUUUGGCGCAGCGUGGCCUCUACACCAGCGAGGGGGAGAGCGAGGAAGCCAAGAAGGCAAUGUUCGUGAAGGGCUACACUUACUGACAACCCCAUCUUCUCUUUUCUGACAUUUUGAACAUUCAAAACAUGAAAAUUUGUGUAAAAAUAAAACUUCUAUGGCCGCCUGAAUUUUUUUUUUUUUAUAAAACCACCAAGUUUGUCUUC